CCUAAUUCUUAUUGUCUGAGAAAAAAACGCCUUGUUUUCCCAUCCUAGCGCUGCUGUGCUGCUCGGCUCCUCCCUCCAGAGACAGACAGAGAGAGAGAGAUUUUUCUUUGCCAUCUGCAACCUUAUCUUAAACRAGAGGGAUCUGUCCUGCAUAUUUCUCAUGCAUUUUAUUUUCUUCAAUCUCUCUUUCUAGGGUUUCGAUUGGACUAGAUUCUUAUUUUUUUAAGAGUUAGGGUUUAAACUGUAACCAUGAAAUUGUCCCUAAAGAUCUCCAUGUGCAGAUCUUUCAGGUUGCUUUCAAGAGGGGAAUCGCUGUAGUCAAAGCUUGGUCGUGUGUGUUUUCUUUUCGCCAGAUAGAAUUUUUUAGCAAAAGAUUUGCAGUGAGGAUUGGACACUUGUUUUAUGUUAAUUUAAGAGAACGAGAUGGCAAGGACGUUGUCGCGUUCGCCGUCGUACAGGAGACGGCAUUCUCCAUCUCCUGUUGGACACAGACAUAGCCGUAGAAGCAGAAGAGAUCGAAGCCGUUCUCCAUAUUCGUAUUCUCAUAGCAGGAGAAAAAGUCAUUCUAUUUCCCCACGACGACGCAAAAGUCGUUCACCAACUACAAGGCGCCGGAAAAGCCGCUCUCCAACUCCAAGACGACACAAGAGACAAAGAAGUAGGAGUACUACAGUCUCUCCUAUAAACAGGUCUCGCAGUCCAAGUCUUGGUUCAACAGAGCGCAAAAAUGCCAUUGAGAAAUUGAAAAAAGAAGAAGAAGAAGAAGAAAAGAAAAGGCGUCAACGUGAGGCAGAGUUGAAACUAUUAGAAGAAGAAACUGCAAGGAGAGUUGAGGAAGCAAUUCGGAAAAAAGUUGAAGAGAGCUUGAACUCUGAGGAGAUAAAACUGGAAAUACAGAGGCGACUUGAGGAAGGUCGGAAGAAACUUCUUGAUGAGGUUGCAGCUCAACUUGAAAAGGAAAAGGAAGCUGCUCUUAUUGAAGCAAGACAAAAAGAGGAACAAGCUCGAAAAGAGAGGGAAGAGCUGGAUAGGAUGCUUGAGGAGAAUCGGAGAAAGGUGGAAGAGGCUCAGAGAAGAGAAGCUUUAGAGCAGCAGCGGAAGGAGGAGGAACGGUAUAGAGAGUUGGAACAGCUCCAAAGACAAAAAGAAGAGGCUAUGCGAAGGAAGAAAAUGGAAGAGGAGCAAGAGCGGGCAAAUCAGAUGAAGCUAUUAGGUAAGAAUAAAUCGCGGCCAAAGCUGUCAUUUGCAAUCGGUUUGAAAUAAUUGUUUGCAAAGCUUGAAGGUUGCUCCACCUGAUGAAGAUUAGCCAUGCAAUUAGAUUUACCAUGUACUUAGAAGACGAUACUGGCUUUGAACUACAUGCCGCUGCUGUUCAAUUCAUACAACUGUCAUUUAUUGAAUGAGAACAAUCACGAAAAGUCGUUAGUUUUAUGAACUAAAAAUUUGUUGUUUUUUCCCUUGUUUCAUCA
This is a messenger RNA of Nelumbo nucifera (sacred lotus), 1469 nucleotides long. RefSeq lists its product as uncharacterized. Gene Ontology annotation, cellular component: mitochondrion; nucleoplasm. The record is from RefSeq and is a predicted model, not a curated record. Gene Ontology annotation, molecular function: cadherin binding. Lineage: Eukaryota; Viridiplantae; Streptophyta; Magnoliopsida; Proteales; Nelumbonaceae.